Molecule: messenger RNA, 2723 nt
Organism: Acanthisitta chloris (rifleman)
Lineage: Eukaryota; Metazoa; Chordata; Aves; Passeriformes; Acanthisittidae
Product: TSC22 domain family protein 1
Exons: 1
Coding region: 156-2723 (855 amino acids)
Source: RefSeq, a predicted model, not a curated record
AUUAUCAGCCGCCUUUGCUGGUCCAGCCGCCGCCUCCAUCUCCCGCAGCAUCUUCUUCAGCGGGUCCACAGCCGACACCCCCUCCUCCACAAAGCCUGAACCUCCUCUCGCAGUCUCAGCUCCAGCCACAGCCUCUUGCACAGACUGGAGCUCAAAUGAAAAAGAAAAGUGGCUUCCAAAUUACCAGUGUGACCCCUGCUCAAAUAUCAGCUAGUAUGAGCUCUAAUAACAGCAUAGCCGAGGAUACGGAAAGCUAUGAUGACCUGGAUGAGUCUCACACUGAAGACCUCUCGUCUUCAGAGAUCUUGGAUGUUUCUUUAUCCAGGGCCACUGACUUGGGAGAACCUGAGAGGAGCUCCUCUGAAGAGACUCUGAAUAACUUCCAAGAGGCAGAGACUCCUGGGGCUGUUUCUCCAAACCAGCCUCAUCUUCCUCAGCAGCAUACUCCUCUGCCUCAUCACCCACAGCAGAGUGUUGUGAUCAAUGGAAGUGUUCACCCCCAUCACGUUCAUCAUCACCACCAUCUUCACCACCACCAUCAUGGACACCAUCAUCCAUCGCACCCUGGGGUGGGUAGUGCCCCAGUUUCUGGAGGACCACCGCCCAGUCCAUCAUUUAGAAAACUAUCAACAACUGGAAGCUCUGACAAUGUUAUAUCAACUGCACCAGUUUCUGCUGCAUCAUCCACUGGUUCCCCGGCAUCUGCCGUGUCUAAUAUCCGCACUACGAGUACUCCUGGCAAUUUAGGUGUAAGUCCUGCUACUGGAUCUAGUACCUUAAAUAAUAUGAGUGGUGGUAGUUCUAGUGUGGCAAGCAACGUGCUUGGUACUAUAAAUUUAAGCAACAUCACGAGUACUGGUAAUGUAAAUGCUUUGUCUGGAACUAGCAGCAGUGUUAAUGUGAAUAUCUUGAGUGGUGUUGGCAAUGGUACGAGUGCUUCCUCUAGUGUCAUUAACAAUGUUACUAAUCCAACUGCAGGAAUGGCAGUGGGAUCAGGCCAGCAGCAGCAGCAGCAGCCUACAUCUGGCACAUCAAGGUUUAGGGUUGUAAAAUUAGAUUCUAGUUCUGAACCUUUCAAAAAAGGUAGAUGGACAUGCACUGAAUUCUAUGAUAAAGAAAACACUGUUGCAGUUUCAGAAGGAGUAGCAGUAAACAAAGCAGUAGAGACAAUAAAACAAAACCCGCUUGAAGUGACUUCUGAAAGGGAGAGCACCAGUGGGAGUUCUGUUAGCAGCAAUGUAAGCACACUGAGUCACUAUACAGAAAGUGUGGGAAGUGGAGAAAUGGGAGCACCUACUGUGGUACAGCAGCAAGCGUUUCAAGGUGUGGGUCCACAGCAGAUGGAUUUUACCAGCGCUGCUCCUCCAGCAAUUCCAGCAUCUAGUAUACCACAGAGUGUUUCUCAAUCACAGCUUGCACAAGUCCAGCUGCAUUCUCAAGAAGUAAACUAUCCACAGCAGAAGCCAGGGGUCCAGCCUCCUGCACAGGCCAGUCUAACCACUGUGACUGGGGUUCAGCCAGCCCCAGUUAAUAUACUAGGUGUAUCCCCAUCUCUGGGCCACCAGCAACCUGCCAUUCAAAGUAUGGCUCAACAGCAGCUGCCGUAUUCUCAGCCAGCACAGCCCGUGCAGACUUUGCCAGUGGUGCAGCAGCAGCAGUUGCAGUAUGGACAGCAGCAGCAACAGCAGCAGCCAGUUCCUACGCAGAUGGCCGCGGGUCACGUUAAGCCGGUGAACCAAAACUCCGUUGCAGGGGCCAUGCCAGACUACAUUCAACAUCAGCAGAUCCUUCAGACUCCAGCCCCAGCCAUGCAGCCAAGUUCUGCUGGGGUAGGAGCUGGGCAGCCGGUUCCUGUUGCCCAGGCACAGGGCAUGCAGCCUUCAGUGCAAGCACUUCCAGCCGCUGCCCCAGCUCAGCCUGUUGCACAUGCUCCAGCAGCAAUACCAGGUGUAGCUGCCAGUGGUCAGAUGCUGAACGUUGGGCAGCAGGGAAGCGUAGCUGCUGUGGUGCAACCACCGUCUGCUGCAAACCAAAUUCCACCUCCAGUUAUGCCGUCAACGGCUGCUCCUCCAUCUUCCCAAGUAGUGCAGCCUGUGCAGACAGGAAUAAUGCAGCAGGGAUUACAGCCUAGUGCUUCAGGCCUUCCUCAGCAAAUGGUCAUUGCUCAGCAAAACACCUUGUUACCUGUUCAGCCGCAGGCACAAGGAGUGGAGUCUGUAGUCCAAGGAAUGACUGGCCAGCAGCUGUCUGCGGUUAGCCCUAUACCUUCUGCUAGUACUGUUCCUGCACCAAGUCAAGCUGGUUCAGCUGUGCCUCCUGGCAUACCUUCUGCUUCUGUAGGCUUGGGACAGCCACAGAACAUAGCACAGGCUUCGGCUGUGCAGAAUGGCAAUUUGGCUCAAAGUGUUAGCCAGCCUCCUUUGAUAUCAACAAGUAUAGGUAUGCCAGUGGCACAGAGUGUGCCACAGCAGAUACCACUAAGCUCUACCCAAUUCCCUGCACAAUCGUUAGCUCAGUCAAUUGUAAGCCAAAUUGAAGAUGGCAGACGCCCUACAGAACCUUCCUUGGUGGGUUUACCUCAAGCUGCCGGUGUCGAGAGUGGUGUUGGAGCAUCAGCUGUUUCAGAUGGUGGUAGCAGCAACAUCCCAUCCUCUGCAUCCCUCUUCCCACUGAAGGUGCUGCCAUUGACAACGCCUCUCGUAGAUGGUGAGGAUGAGAGGUAA